CGAUGACCUAUAGAAUGAAUUCCCUGUUUAAAAGACUCAGUUUCAACGUCGAGACGUCUCCAGUUUCUGUCAGAAUACCUCAAAGUGCUUUUCAAAUUAUUCUUGCGGCCAAAAAAUGUGAAUGCCAAAAAGAGGAUGAGGAGAAUAAAAAAGAACAUGCAAAAGUAGAAUUGGCAAUUGAACCAGCUAAUUUGUCAGGAGAUGAAAAAGGGGAUGGAUAUGAACUUAUUGUUGAUUAUAAAUUGGUUGUAGACUCGGAAACGAAAUUGAUUGAACGUGAUAGAUGGAAAGACAAAGAAGUUUUACAAGAAAUUGAAACAAACUUGUGUACUAUAGAUUGGCUAGAAUUUUCCCUUUGUGUAAGAGAAAUGCUUGGAAUACCUGGAGAUUUGAGUGUUUCUAACGGUUUUCGAAAUUUUGCUAUUUUGAAUUCAGACAGGACUUGGUAUGUCAACACAAAUCAACUAAACACAUUUGGAGGCCGUUUAUUCAAAGAAUGGUAUGAAAGGGAUAGUCAAGGAGAAAGUAAUUGUGUUGUCCAAUCUUUGACUGUAAAUGAAUUAAAUCAACUUUUAACUGCUUGUUGUGCUUAUUCAACGCCUGUUGUUCACAGUAGAAAUUUUGAUGUUCUUUUAGAAAUUGCUGAUAAAGAAAAAAUUACUGGUCUUUUACGUUUAUUGGAGUCUUUUCUUGUUGAAAGCCGUGUUGUACAUCCAAUUAGGAAAUUGGAGUAUUCUGCAGAAUAUAGAAUGACCCGUCUAGCAACUUCAGUACUUCGCUCUUUCCCUAACCGAUUGGCCAGACUUGAUUCUUUAUUUUCUUAUUUAUCUGAAAAUGGGGAAAAUAUAACUGAUGUUCAUUUGGAUGUACUUGAAAUGCUUGAAAUUCAACCGGAAAGUAUAAUUAUUUGA
Meloidogyne enterolobii is the source of this 911-nucleotide messenger RNA. The record is from the annotation of a GenBank genome assembly. NCBI's taxonomy places the organism in Eukaryota, Metazoa, Nematoda, Chromadorea, Rhabditida, Meloidogynidae.